Dendrobium catenatum is the source of this 2525-nucleotide messenger RNA. RefSeq names its product pentatricopeptide repeat-containing protein At2g22070-like. Gene Ontology annotation, molecular function: RNA binding; zinc ion binding; protein binding. The coding region runs from base 179 to 2050 and encodes 623 amino acids. Lineage: Eukaryota; Viridiplantae; Streptophyta; Magnoliopsida; Asparagales; Orchidaceae. The transcript has 2 exons. The record is from RefSeq and is a predicted model, not a curated record. Gene Ontology annotation, biological process: RNA modification.
UAAAAAAUUAAUCAGUUGCAACUCAUAUGAAAAAUACUUGGAAUAUCAACAAGUUCAUCAUCCCUUAAAACCACAAUCUUGAUAAUAUAAUAAAAUAACCAAUAUGGGCAAGCCGCUGCAAACCCUUAAUCACAAAGAGAAGCCUGAUGCCAACGGCUAGAUUUUCAAGUCCCUCUCUAUGGCUUCCCCAAACCUCUCUUUCCUGGCUCACCUCCUACAAGAUUGCGUUCACUCCAAUUCUUUUCAAGGAGCUCAAGCCCUCCAUACCCUCAUUCUUAAGUCUGGCCUUCUUCUCCGCACCUUCCUCUCCAACCGCCUUCUCCAGGCUUACCUAAAAGCCGGCCAACCUUCCUUUGCUCACAAGCUGUUCGACGAAAUGUGCACUAGAGACCUCUUCACAUGGAACAUAAUGAUCACUGGAGCCAUCAAAGCUGGGAAUACUGGCCUUGCUCGCAAGUUCUUUGAGGACUCGCCAUGCAAAACUGACGUUUCUUGGGAUUCAAUCAUUAAAGGGUAUGCCCAAGAGGGGGAUGGACCAGAAUCUCUGCGUUUGUAUGCUAGGAUGAUUCAGGAAGGGCAUCGCCCGACGCAAUUCUCAAUUUCUAGUGCCCUCCAGGUUUGCGCCCGUUCUUCAUCACUGCAUAAUGGGAAGCUUUUGCAUUGUCAAAUGCACCGUUUUGGAUUGCAAGGUGACGUCUUUGCUUGCACUUCUUUGGUUGAUAUGUAUUGCAGGUGCCAAAGGCUUGACUAUGCUGGUCAUGUCUUUUAUGAGAUGCAGGACAAAAACAUUGUCUCUUGGAAUGUGAUUUUGACUGGGUUAUCUCACAAUUCUCUGGCGGAGGAUUGCUUGAUAAAGUUUAAGGAGUUGCUGGAGACGGAGAUCGAACCAGACCAUAUUACUUUUGCUGUUGUACUCAGUUCAAUUUCAGCUUUGGCAAAUUUAUCUUGUGGGAUGCAAGUUCAUGGUUUUGUCACCAAAACACCAGUUGUCAAAAAUGUGUUUGUUGGAACUGCUUUGCUGGAUGUCUAUGCUAAGUGCGGGGGUAUGGAGGAUGCUCGUCGGAUCUUUGAGGCAAUGGAAGAAAGGAAUAUUGUCACUUGGAGUUCCAUGAUCAUUGGGUUUGCGCAAAACGGAUAUGGAAGAGAAGCAAUCAGUUUUUUCAAGGAGAUGACAGCAUUGGGAAUCCAUCCUGACUCCUUUACCUUUGUUGGGCUGCUCAUGGCUUGCAGCCAUUCAGGACUUGUGGAAGAUGGCCGUUAUUAUUUUGAUUGCAUGAAGAUAUACGGUAUCAUACCGGAUGAUACUCAUUAUACCUUACUGGUGGACCUACUAAGCCGUGCUGGCUGUUUGCAGGAAGCAAGGGAAAUCAUUAAAAGUAUGCAAAACCCAGAUGCUGCCGUUUGGGGUUCAUUGCUUGGAGCCUGCAGAGUCCAUAAAAAUUUGGUAUUGGGAGAAAUUGCAGCUAUGAAAAUUUUUGAUAUAGAACCAUGCAAUGCUUCAGCUCAUGUUUUACUCUAUCACUUAUAUGCUGAGUGUGGUGAGUUAGAAGAAGCUGCGAAAGUGCGAAAAAAGAUGAAGGGCAUUGGAGUAAAGAAAGAUCCUGGAUAUAGUUGGCUUGAGGUGGAUAAUGUGGUGCAUUACUUUGUUGCUGAUGAUAAUUUACAUCCAAGAAUGAAUGAGAUUAUUUUGGCAUUAGAGGAAAUGGUUAAAAAUAUUGAAAAAGAGGGCUAUGUGUCUGAUGUCCUAAGCUUUAGAGAGGAUGGGAGGAAAUCAUAUCAUAGCGAGAAAUUGGCAGUUUCUUUUGGACUUAUCUGUGCAAGUAUUGAAAAACCCAUUAGGGUAAUGAAAAACUUAAGAGUAUGUGAUGACUGCCAUAUUACCAUGAAGUUCAUUACCAGAAUCUCAGGUAGGGAGAUUAUUCUAAGAGAUGUUUCUCGAUUCCAUCAUUUUCGAAAUGGGGAGUGCUCUUGUGGAGAUUAUUGCUUGGAUUGGCUAGCGAGCACCCACGACCUUGCCACCACUGUGCGAGCACAAAGAAGCGACCACUAGCUUGAGGGUGCUUGUAUGUGGAGAGAUUAUUCUGUCCAGACACCGAACAAAGCUUAUCGUCCAAAGGCGAAUCAGGUGCAGCCACGUCAUCCAGUACCGAGCAAUACCGAGCUGCGAUAUCGAGUAGGAGGUGACGUGGUGCAAUUUCAUUGGGCUCUGGAUGGCAUUUGGCAUCCGCACAAAAUAAUUUCACUUGUACGUGAGGUUGCUAGUAUUGAUAACCUUGCAUCAAUGCUAGUGACCUUGUGUUGCCGUAGAGGAGCUCAUGUCGGUGUCAUUCAAAAUCUACCGGCUUUGGCCAGUGUUGGUUUUAGUUUGUAUGAAUUUUAUUUUUAAAAAAAUUUAUUGUAAAAAUUUUGUAUUACUUCAUGAAUUGUUAGGAAUCCUUGCAUCUAUACUUGCAUAUUCAGAAUGCCAAGAAUGGUUACCUUGGGUAAAUUGUGCAUGUACUUGAUUUUCAAGAAAAAAACUGGCA